Molecule: messenger RNA, 4720 nt
Organism: Osmia bicornis bicornis
Lineage: Eukaryota; Metazoa; Arthropoda; Insecta; Hymenoptera; Megachilidae
Gene: lqf
Product: epsin-2
Exons: 15
Coding region: 580-2340 (586 amino acids)
Biological process (GO): endocytosis
Cellular component (GO): clathrin vesicle coat; endosome; plasma membrane
Molecular function (GO): clathrin binding; phospholipid binding
Source: RefSeq, a predicted model, not a curated record
CUCUUCAUUGACAAAUUCCUUGUUUCAUUGAAACAUCAUAUAGUAUGUUAACUGUUCUAGAUUUUCACAGGAAAACGCAUGCAUACUCAUUGAUAAAUAAAAUCAUUUUCGAUCUGAAAAAACGCAUCGCACUUUGAAUUUUCAUCACGAGUACUGUGAACUACGAAUUAGUGGUGACGGAAAUACUUUUCAGCGCCAUCUUGCCUCGUAACUUCUAAUUCGUCAGUACCUGUGAAUGGACUUGUCAUAAGUGUUUUAUAUUAUUUUGCUUCUUAUUUCGGUUAAAAUUAGUGCAUUAAAUUUCCAGUAUACAUUACGUUUUACGCUAACCAAUAUCUGAAGUAAAUCGAACAAGUGCAGAAUUACGAAGAAGUCACGCCCGAGCAUGAGAAAGCACAGAUAGAGUUUCGAAAUUGACAUAUCACGUAUUUUCACAGAUUUAGCCUUGCACUUAAGUUGGUUUUAAUAACAAGGCUUUCUUGAGGACAAAUAAAUAUCCUCCAAUUCGUAAAUUGUUCUGGAGUUUUCUGUAUUUGUGGACAAGAAGUAGCUUCAUCAGCAACACCAGCCAUAUUUCAUAUGCCAACAAUGGCUAUGCAGAAGAUGAGAAGACAAGGUCAGGACGUCAUGCAGGUGAAUUUGGCAGGUAUUAGGCGAGAUAUUGUUAAUCUCGCUCACAAUUAUAGUAAUGCACAGAAAGCUGUACGAAAAGCCACCAGUAAUGAUCCUUGGGGUCCAAGUAGUACACUUAUGGCAGAAAUAGCUGAUUUAACUUAUAACGUUGUUGCUUUUACCGAAAUUAUGCAAAUGUUAUGGAAGCGAUUAAACGAUCAUGGAAAAAAUUGGCGGCACGUGUACAAAGCUUUAAUCCUUUUAGAGUACCUUAUUAAAACAGGCACAGAGAAAGUUGCACAGCAAUGUAAAGAAAAUAUUUUUGCCAUUCAAACUUUGAAAGAUUUCCAGUAUAUGGAAGGAUCUAAGGAUCAGGGGGUGUAUGUCCGGGAGAAAGCAAAGCAACUAGUGGCCUUAUUAAAAGAUGAUGAAAGACUAAGAAACGAAAGGGCUAGAGCACUGAAAGCAAAAGAGAGAUUUGCACAAUCAGUUAGUGGAUUUGGUAGCGAUGGAUUAGAUACUAUGUCUCCUGUUAGCAGUGAUUUUCAGGAUUGGGAACCGUGCCGUUUAGGAUCUGAAUCUACGGCUAGGCGUACAAGUAAACCUGAACUGGAAGCUGCAAGACCGCAAACGGUCGGGGAAGAAGAAUUGCAGCUACAAUUAGCUCUUGCAAUGUCUAGAGAAGAAGCCGAACAAGAAGAACAAAGAAGACGUAGCGAUGAUGUUAGAUUACAAUUAGCUCUUAGUCAAAGUCAACAAGAUUUUAAAGCCCCGCAAACUGAAAAACAAAGUCAUAUGCUAGAUUUAUUGGAUGUAAACUUGGAAGAAGCAUGCGGAUAUAAUGUAAAAACUGAUCCGUGGGGCAUACCGAUCACAGCACCUCCGCCCAGACCUCAGCAACAAAACGAUCCAUGGAGUGCUCCUACAACGAGUAGUACCUCGCCUGCAAUCGAUCCAUGGACUCCUGUUCCACCGCAAAGACCAACUGCUGCAAUUGAUCCGUGGCGAGCACCCCCUUCAUCACCCGUGACGGUUACAUCUUCACCUAGCACAGAUCCUUGGUCUCCUCUACCUUCUACUACUGCUACCGCUACCACCACUACUGAAGCUGAUGCAAAUAAGAAACAGGCUGAUCGAGAAGGUAUAACAUCUACUUCUCCAGCUUUUAACAAUUCCACUUUAACACAGAAUAUUGGUUUUGCGGCACAGUCGCCCCAAAAUAUAGGCUUUAAUUUGCCUACCACUUCAAGUGCUACUUUCAAUACUACUAGCAAUGGCUUCAAUGGUACUGGGCCUAGUCUUAACAAUUUCCCUCUUGGAAAUCAAAAUAGUUCUGCAGCCAGUCCGCUGAACGAUUUAGAUGAAUUUGAUAUAAUUACUAACAGAAAUAAGCCUGGAUCUAGUCUUCAAACAGCAAACAACGGAGAUACGCUAUCACCAGAUCCAUUCGAUUUGGGAAGCAUAGCCGAUAAUCUUCCUACGAGUACUGGAGCUGUUAAGAAAACACCGCAAUCGUUCCUCGGAGAGAAUUCUGCUCUUGUUAAUCUUGAUAAUCUCGUCAGUACAUCUACAAUCAAACCAACAACACCUACACCCGCAGCGGCCAUCACAUACUCAGCAAAUCCGUUUGCGACGGCAACACCACCACCCCGUCCUACAAUCAAUCAGAUUCGACAAGAUCCUUGGGCAGCGAAUACGACUACUACAGCAAAUCCGUUCCUCUCGUAGCUUGGUGAUCAUUUGAUAAAUGUCAGUCGAAAAUCAAGAGCACUGUGGUUUAAAAAAAGUAUUCGAGGUUUUUAGCGGUAACCCUGUACGGUAUAAGUUUCUUGCUCGUUAUGAAAUAACAUUAUUUCAAGAUAUAAACGAGAAACAAACGAUAAACACUGUCUUGUUAAACAACUAAGUAUUUAUUACGCUCGUUUUAGAUUUUCAAGGUAACUAAUUAAAUUUCUUUUAAAACUGGUCAAAGUAACAAACUAACGUCUAUGAUCUUAAAGCAGUGACAAGAAUGGUGUGGGAAAAAUACAUCACGAGAUAAAUCUGUACAGAUAAAUUUUAAAAGAACGUAUGUAAUAGCAAUAUUUGCUUCUAAAUAGUAACUAAAAAGUUUUCCAAACAUUUCUAUUCUUUUCUUAGAAGUGUUUGUGUCUACUAUCAUUUUAGUUAUUCUUAUUUUAUUGCGCGUACUAAUAAACGAAUGGGGAACUGUCUUAAGAAAGCUAAUAUAUAAUAAAUCAAAUAAUGAAUGAAAGGAAUACAAGUCGUAUUUCAACUUCGAAUGCUUGUACGCUCCCAAGGUAUAACUAAAUUUUAUAAGGACUUUUUCCAUAUAUAGUAUAUUUUUUAAGUACUGUUCGAAUUGGUAAUAAAUCAUUGAACAACACUUUUAUUAGAUUGUAGGGUAUAAAGUAACAUUGAUGUUAAGAUGAUUUUCUUUGUUUUAUAUUCAUGUACAUGUUUUUCUACAGCUAAUGAGAUCGUGAGACUGUAAUCGUAAUUUGCAAAAAUAUAUUAUAUCGAACAGGGUUCUUUAAUUUAUGUUAUACGUUUAUAUAUGACACGCAAUUGAUUGUGAUUCGUGAAAUAUUCUUGUCAUAGCAUGCCUUUUAUGACUAAUACCCAUCUUACGAGAAGAGAUGUGUAUAUUAGCGAUAUGAUAGGUCGUUUACUAACACUUCAGAAUACUUGAAGAUGGGACAAUUGAGCAAUUUUAUGAUCGCAAAAGUAAUAUAUCAAACUUUAAAGUCAUUACGGUAAAUACCAUAUGUACAAGUUUAACUUCAGUUUGGAAAUUUUAUGCAUUUAAUUUGAAUGGUUAUUGAACAUCGACUUCGUGCACUGUCAAGAACAAAGCGUAGCGUAAACUAAUGUGCAUUUUCUUAUUAAUGAAGAAUUUAAUCAAAGCGUUUUAUUCUUUAACAGAAACAUAAUUUUUGAUGGUAAUUUUCCAGAUUAGGACAGUGUCUUUAUUCGUUCGACUGUCGGAUUAAAUGAACGAUCAUGAUCUGAUAAUGAAAGGUAACGCGGAGAACCGCGUUACUUUCUUUAUACACGAAACAAUUUACGAUUGUACCUUGAUUUAUAAUUAAAAAAGAAUUGUAAAUAUGUUACAGCAUAUCGUUCCCCGGUUGUCAAAUAAGUUGCUUCUACAGCAAUUCGGUUAAAAUCUGAAGGGUUUUGUAACAUUUUACCAAUUAUUUCCUGUUUUUUUUUUUUUUUUUGUCCAGGAAAUAUUACUCAGUUAAUUAUUGUAUAUUUUGUAAACAUUUUUCAAGACUAUAGUUGCAACCCUGUAAGACGGAAAUGUGAUUAACUAUUUAACAUUCUAAUCAUUGUAUUAGUGACUUUUUUGAAGGAUUAAUUUAUCGAUAGUCGCAAAUGCAAACUCGGCAUUUCCAUUUUAGAAAUGUAAAUGCAUUUUACAGUUUUUAUACAGAAGAAACUGUUUCCAUAUGUUUAACAAUUGGCAAAGGGGAACUAUAUUUGUCUAUUUGUUCUAAGUAAACCAUAUAUGAAUUGCACGAUUAAAAUUGUGUUAGGUAAAUAUUGCUUAAAUAAUUCCAUUGUAUUAUUCUUCGUUAAAUUAAUAACUUUUCUUUCUUUAUGCAUUUUCAAACGUAAUUGCUUAUAUAUUUGAAAUUGUAUAUUUAAUGCGUAUUUAUCCAAAUGUUCGCGAAAUAAUGAAGUUGGGUCUACAUGAUAAGCCUUCAAUUUUCUCAUCAACUUCAAUUUCAGAUUACAUUAUAGACCGACAACGAUCUAUUCUUAUUGCUUUUAUAGAAGAAAAAAAAAGAAGUAUUGCAUUCAAUCGUUGUGCCUAUCGAUAUACAUGUAAACGUGUUAUACCGUAUGAAAUUUGUUUCAGCUAACUAGAUACAUAAGAUGCAUUUUUUUUUUAUAAACGUAUUAACGAAAAGCUAUUUUUCUUUUUAUGUAAAUGUUGUACAUGCACGUUCUUCAUUUUUACGCGAACAAUGGAACACUGUUUAGUUUUUAGUUGGUGUAAGUGCAGAGAAAGUUUAAAGAACAUUUAUGAAUGAUUAUAUAUUUUAGUAGAGUAUAUUAUUAUUAUUAUUAUUAUAUAAAUAAAUGUAAAAAUUUUUAA